UAUUGCAGGUUAUAUGAUCCCGGGUUGAAACGCCGACUAAGAACACUGCUGACCUGGUAAUACUUUUAGUCUGCAACAAAGCCUGAAUCAUAAUAAUGUCCCAAAAUAAUUCCCAAUCCGAUUCAAUUCAAAACCCUAGAGUUACCUGGGAAGGUUGCAGUGUCUUGCUUGACAUCAACGAUGGCGAUCGUUUGGUUUUCGCUCGUCUCUCUGCUGGCUCGACAUUGAAAAUUGGGAAUAAGACUUACUCUCUGCAACCGCUAAUUGGUUGUCCUUUUGGUUCUUUGUUUCAAGUCGAAAAUGGAGACCAAGGGCAUUGUUUGGCUCGCUUUGUUCCAACUGUUGAAGGCAAUAAUAUUCAGGAGAAAGGAGACUUUGAAUCACAAGAUGAAAUCAAAGAUAAUCGAGCAUUAGUUGAUAAUAAUAAAGCCCAAAGCCUAACUGGCGAAGAAAUAAAUGCAAUGCGGAGUCAGGGUGCAACAGGUGAUGAAAUAGUUGAAGCUCUCAUUGCUAAUAGUGCAACAUUUGAAAAGAAAACAUUGUUCUCACAGGAGAAAUAUAGGCUUAAGAAGCAGAAGAAAUAUGCACCCAAAGUACUUUUGAGGCGCCCUUUUGCUCGAAGUAUAUGCGAGGCAUACUUCAAGAAAUAUCCAGCAAGAAUUGGAUUCUUGCGAGUGGAUGCAUUAUCUCUUCUUCUUUCCAUGGCUAAUGUUACUGCAAAUUCUGACGUUCUCGUAGUGGAUAUGGUUGGUGGCCUUCUAACUGGUGCUGUGGCAGAACGAUUAGGAGGUACUGGUUAUGUUUGCAGUACAUAUCUUGGAAGCACUCCGUAUUCUAUUGAUAUAGUCAGAAUAUUCAACUUAAGUAAUGAAAUUUGUAAGAGGAUUGUGCGGUCUCCUCUCACUGACCUCUCUUUAUCCCAAAAUGGAACUUCUGAACAAAUUCACCAGCAGGGAGACGACAUUAACAUGGAAUGUCUGUCAAAUAAUCAAAUAUCUUCAUCAGUUGGCACGGAAGAUAUUACUCCUACUGAAAAUGAGAAAUCAGAUCUUAUCUCUGAGACCACUGUUUCUCCUGUAAACAAAACGGGCAAGUCCACAAAGGCUGGAAAUAAGGCUUCAAAACAAGCCAUUGACUUGUGGAAGGAAAAUGGUUUUUCUAGCCUAAUAAUUGCCGCACCAGAGCUGGAUCUUUGGAGUCUGCUUAAAGAUCUUUUGCCACUCCUAGCAAAUUCAGCUCCUUUUGCAAUUUAUCACCAGUAUCUUCAGCCUCUUGCAACUUGCAUGCAUAAUCUGCAGCUUAAGAAGAUGGCAAUUGGCUUGCAAAUUUCAGAACCUUGGUUGCGUGAAUACCAGGUGCUGCCUUCACGGACCCAUCCAUGCAUGCAAAUGAGUGCAUUUGGUGGGUAUAUUCUUAGUGGGAUUAAAAUAUGUAGCAGCAGCUAAUCCCGCCUACAAUGGAAUAAGGUUGCUCCCAUUUGCCUGCAUUGCUUAUCUGUUGGCAAGUAAAACAAAUGUCUCCCGAAUGUACACUAGCUUUUAGUUUUUAUAUUAUCUGUAAACCUGCAACUGCUGCAGUUUUUUCUUGCGUGGUUGCAAUCUGUUGUACAUUUUGAUUUUUCCAUUUGCUAGUUACGGCACUUUUAUUAGUUUCCCAUUAUGAGUUUAUGAUGAUGAUCUGGGCUUCUGCUCUAGUUUUUUU
Molecule: messenger RNA, 1701 nt
Organism: Quercus robur (English oak)
Lineage: Eukaryota; Viridiplantae; Streptophyta; Magnoliopsida; Fagales; Fagaceae
Exons: 14
Coding region: 96-1445 (449 amino acids)
Biological process (GO): tRNA methylation
Cellular component (GO): nucleus; tRNA (m1A) methyltransferase complex
Source: RefSeq, a predicted model, not a curated record